AUGGAAGAUGAAAACACAGCAACACCGGUCAACAACGGAGGAGUAUACAAGGACAAAGCAGAAUCGGAAAAAAUAUACAUGAAUUAUAACUACAAGACAGGUGAUUGUCGACCCUAUCGAGUAGUAGUAGAGAGCACGGAAAAACAGAAAGUCGAGAUGAAAGCUCAGCUGUAUGCCGCAGUCGAGCAGUCGCCCUCGGCCGAGCUGGUCGAUCCGGAAGUGCUGACCCGGUACUUCGCCAAGUUCGACGAACAAUUUUUCCACUAUUGUGAUAGCGAACUAGCCAAGAUCAACACAUUCUACUCCGAAAAAUUAGCUGAGGCUACCAGAAAGUUUGCCAACCUCCGGUCGGAGCUGAGCGAAACCUUGGAGCUGGAGGACAGCGGCAAGAAGAAGAAAGAUAACUUCAAUCGGGUCAAGAAAAAUCUUCUGCGCAAGAAAAAUGUUUCGGUUCGCAAAAUUCAGGAACUGAAGCUGGCAUUUAGUGAAUUUUACCUGAGCUUAAUUCUGCUGCAGAAUUAUCAAAACCUGAACUUUACUGGAUUCCGGAAGAUUUUGAAAAAGCACGAUAAGCUAUUGAACGUGGACUUUGGGGCAAGAUGGAGGGCGGAGCACGUGGAGUCGGCCCACUUUUACACAAAUAAGGACAUCGACAGGUUGAUCCACGAGACGGAAAAUAUUGUCACUAAUGAAAUCGAGGGCGGAGAUCGGCAGAAAGCCAUGAAGAGGCUUCGAGUGCCACCCUUGGGAGAACAGCAAAGUCCUUGGACCACCUUUAAGGUAGGGUUGUUCUCGGGAUCCCUUUUAGUUCUGUGUGUGACCGUCGUCCUUUCCGGAAUGUUCCACGUUCAUCGAGAUGAUUGGAUAGCUGCUUUCCGGCUGUACCGAGGACCAUUUUUACUGGUAGAAUUUCUUUUCCUGUGGGGUAUCAACGUUUACGGGUGGCGAUCGUCCGGCGUCAAUCACGUACUAAUCUUCGAACUGGACCCUCGGAAUCAUCUAUCGGAACAACACAUCAUGGAACUGGCCUCCAUUUUUGGAGUUAUUUGGGCGCUAAGCGUUCUAGCUUAUCUUUAUUCCGAAUCCCUCAGUAUACCGGCUUAUUUUAGCCCUCUAGCACUAUACCUGCUGAUGGCAGCGUUCCUACUGAACCCGUUGAAAAUUUUCCGUCACGAAGCUCGUUUCUGGACAAUCAAAAUCAUCAGUCGCAUCAUGAUGGCUCCAUUCUUCUACGUGAACUUUGCCGAUUUCUGGCUUGCCGAUCAAUUAAACAGUAUCGUUCCCGCCUUUUUGGACCUUCAGUACUUCAUCUGUUUUUACUCGACCAUAACCAAUUGGAAUCACGUGGACAACACCAACCAAUGUAUCGAAAACUCGCUCUGGAUUCGAUCAAUAGUUGCGAUGCUCCCGGCCUGGUUCCGGAUGGCUCAAUGUCUCCGACGAUUCCGGGACACCCGGGAAGCCCACCCUCAUUUGGCGAAUGCCGUGAAAUAUUCAACGUCCUUCUUUGUGGUGGCAUUUUCGGGAAUUACCCAAGCGACCCGGCAUCAGUAUCCUAAUAGUGCCGAAAAUCCGUGGUUUUAUCUGUGGAUUUUGGCGUCGAUUGUGUCGUCCUGCUACGCGUACACCUGGGACAUCAAGAUGGAUUGGGGUCUGUUCGAUUCGAAGGGCAACGAUAACAAAUUUCUGCGGGAUGAGAUCGUUUACGGUUCAAAUUGGUUCUACUACUUCGCCAUCGUCGAGGACCUGAUACUGCGGUUCGGUUGGACCCUUUCAAUGAGCCUCAUUGAGAUGGGCUACAUCGACCGGGAGAUUAUCGUGUCCAUCCUGAGCCCGCUGGAGGUUUUCCGGCGCUUCAUCUGGAACUACUUCCGGCUCGAGAACGAACAUCUCAACAAUUGCGGUAAUUUCCGAGCGGUGCGAGACAUUUCCGUGGCCCCGAUGGACUGUUCGGAUCAGACGACGAUCCUGCGGAUGAUGGACGAGGAAGAUGGCGUUCGAAAUCGGCGGACGGUGAAGAAAAUCAGCGGCAAGAAGAAAUCGGAACACCGGCUGCUCCUUCGCGAGGCCGAAUCGACGGAAGACCUGGAAAUGUAAAGAUACGCGUAGCUUCUUUCGCUGACUUUGGUGACUUAGUGACGAUGAUGAAGAAGAUGAUAGAGCGCGCCUAUUUUAGAGAAGACUCCGCGUCCUCUAUCAUGACUUACAUGUGCAUGUGCUGUUUACAUAUCCGUAUUCUUUGUCAUGUGAACCAUACAACCUACAUCCUCGUACACCAUUUACAUAUCCGGUUCCGGCGUAGGUGUGGAAUCGUAUCGUGCCGUGUCGUUGUAUGUUUGUGCCAAAACAAAUCAUGCUGUUUCGCUUAGUUCGUUUACAUUUUGCCGUUCGUCCCGGCUGAUGGCGCACGUAGGACAAGAUUUUUCUACGCGACAAGAAUUGCAUUUCAAGCAUCCCCCCAUCACAGUACCACCGAUUCUAGUGAGUUUGCCUUUUGAGCUUGUACAGAGAAAAAAAAAUUAAAAUUAUACGGAAUAAUGCUCGCGAAUCACAGAUGCCGAAUGAGCGCGAAAGUUGCUGAUGUAUUUUUAAUUUAUGUAUAUGUACGUCCUCGGUGGAGCUUUCCGAAUGUUUACCUGACUAAGUAAUUUUAUUUUGUAUACAAUUAUUUCAUAACUAUGCUUGAUUUGUUUUGAAUUCUGAUUUUUGCAUUCUUUGCAAAUUUAAAUAUUUAUUCAUUUGUUUAUUUGGUAACAUCCCAAGUAACCAAAAGUUCCAUAAAAUGGUCUCUUAGAAGCUUACUCAGCCCUGAUUGAAGGCUUUAUAGCGUUCUACUCAGCUGAAAUUUUAAGUUCUUAUUGAUACUUUCAAGUUCCAUAAACAAAGCUGAGUAGAAGGCUACUCAGCUUCAAAUGAAACUUUGAAAAAAAAAACCUUGCAAAAAUAAAGCGUUACUUUUUUACUUUGAAUUCGGAUCUGCUUUAAUCUUUAUUACUAUUUAUAUUUGUUUCUAUUUUCAACAAUUUUAAACUUACUUGAAAAUUUAUCCUGCAUGGAGACUUGAACCUGAACCUGUGGAAUGAAAGCUGAGCACGUUACCUUUGAACCAUGGCUGUUUUCUGAUUCAAUGGUAUUUAAAACAUCUAUUUGAAAUAAUUUACGGGUUAUCCUUUUAGAAGUAGGCGGGAUGAAAAAUAGUAAACAAUCAGCUUCAAAAAGUAUAAACAGAAGUUGUGAAACGAGGACUGCCGUACGAAAUAAAUUAUCCUUGCCUCAAUUUUGCACACCAUGAAUAGAUAAUAUCCGUGUAAGUCGUAUCCACAUUUAAAUUUGAACGUAAGUGCACGAACUGAAUUCUUUUUUGUAACAUAUGUAUCUCAUUGUAUAAUGUUUAUUUGCAGUUCAGAAAAGGAAUAUACCUAAACAUAUGGGCCGUGAACAAGCCGCUGCAAUUUCUGUUACAAUACAAUCCAAUUUAAAAAAAAAAACUGCAGAAAUAGAUUCUACAUGAGGAAGUUGUAAUUUGUUUCUAGUUUUUUAACAUUUUCCUAAAUUAAAACACAUUUCAUGUACAUUUUAGAUUGACUGAAACCAAAGAAAAAAAAAAUUAAGAUAAUUAUCGAUUUUUACGGCAAAUCCUCGCAUUCAACGGAAUAAUAAUGAGCUCAAUCGACCCACAUUUCGUCCAUCGAUGAACUUCCCGUUGAAAUAAUCUGCCUUUGAUAUUUGUUGGAAUAUACUUGGUGCUGGAUGUGUCGUUAAUGUUGCUGUGAGAGUUACUUUCAUUGAAAAGGGAAACAAGAAGAAUCGGAAUCACUAUGUUUCUACUAAUGUGGAAAUCGUUAAAACCAUGAAAUGUAGUCUGAUAGUGAAUAUUCAUAUGUAAUUCAAAUUUAUAACCUAAUAAUAUACAAUCGCUGAUAAAUAUGCAUUUCCCAAAUAAUUUUUACUUUAUUUAUGUUUCUUCCUCCACCCAUUUUUGUCCAAUUCACCAUCGAAGUAGGGAUAAUGCAACUUUUUUGGGAAAACUUAUAUGAACAUGAUAGAUCGAACUGUUACCAAUUAAGAAUGUUCCAAAACUAAAGAGUUUUUGUUUGACAACUCUGGUUCAAGGAAAGCUGGUGCUGAAAUUUGACUUUUAAUGAGUAAAAUAUUCUCAUAAUAUUAUUUUCUUUUCUCAUUCCAUUUUGUUCCAAUAGCCGGCGACGGUAAUAAAACAAACCAUUCUUUCUUUUUUUUUUGUAAAUAAUCCAUUUUUGUUCACAAAUUGAAAAUGCAUUCGAAAAAUUUUCUAAGAGAAUGUAAACCAACCAGAAUUGAAAAUUUUGACACAACUCAAUUCGCAUUGAAGUUCCAUAGAAGUUCCGCAUAGAACCAAAAAGUUCGUAAGAAGUUCCGCAAGGAACCAAAAAGUUCGUAAGAAGUUCCGCAUGGAAUCAAAUAGUUCGCAAGAAGUUCGUAACGAAGCAUGAUAAGCCGAGUUAAUAUCCGGACUUUUUAAGGUACUUAGAACGCACAAAUAUGUUAUAUGCUACUUGUUUAGACUUUUUAUGUUCGUUCAGAAGUCCAAAUGAAGCACUUAAGGGAAACGGAUUUUAUUCCUCUCGAGUACCUUUUACUCAGCGAAAUGUGAACUUAAAACGUACAAGAUUAAGUAGCUAUGUGACUUUUGGUUACUUGGGAUGUCAACGGACCACAUUUUUAUCCCAAUAAUUAAUUGUAUACAAAAACAACUCUAUUAAAAGACAGCGUAUUGAAGACCUUUAUUCAUUUGAAUAAUCUGAAUUCAUUUCAAAUUUUUUGCAUCCCAAUCAAUGGUAUGUUUUAUUCAAAUCUUCUAAGGAAGUUACAUAAACUUUUAUCCAAUGAAAUUAGACGUUUCUCGAAUAUUUAGCAACUGAGUAACACAGAUUAAGCCAAGCAGGCCCAUGCAAAAGAUUGCAUGGAACUUUUAUGAGAUUUUUGACCAUUUACAGCAUUUUUUAGAUCAGUGGAAGUCAUUUGCCGGAUUUAAUUAAAUAAUAAUAUUUUAUAUUUACUCAGCUAAGCUAAGUGGUUUGAACUUCACUUCAUAUGCUGCUCCUCUCAGAGGGUUUGUACUGCAUUUCAAUGUAGUGAUCCUCUCAGGAGGUUUGUGCUUCAUUUCAAUAAACUGCCCCUCUCAGGGGGUUUGUACUUAAAUUCAAUGUACUUCCCCUCUCAGGGGGUUUGUACUUCAUUUCAACGUACUGCCUCUCUCAGGGGGUUUGUACUUCUUUAAAAUGUACUGCCACUCUCAGGGGGUUUGUACUUCAUUUUAAUGAACAGCCCCUCUCAGGAAGUUUGGACUUCAUUUCAUUGUAUUGCCUCUCUCAAGGGAUUUGCACUUCUGUCUAAUGUACUGCCCCUCUCACGGAGUUAGUACUGCAUUUUAAUGUACUGUCCCUCUCAGAAGGUUUGGACUUCAUUUCAUUGUACUGCCCUCUCAGGGAGUUUGGACUGCAUUUGAAUGUACUGCCCCUGUCAGGGGGUUUGUUCUUAAAUUCAAUGUACUGCUUCUGUCAGGGGGUUUGAAAUGUACUGCCCCUCUCAGGGGG
Molecule: messenger RNA, 5576 nt
Organism: Uranotaenia lowii
Lineage: Eukaryota; Metazoa; Arthropoda; Insecta; Diptera; Culicidae
Gene: PXo
Product: xenotropic and polytropic retrovirus receptor 1
Exons: 5
Coding region: 1-2097 (698 amino acids)
Biological process (GO): cellular response to phosphate starvation; phosphate ion transport
Cellular component (GO): plasma membrane; Golgi apparatus; cytoplasm
Molecular function (GO): inositol hexakisphosphate binding
Source: RefSeq, a predicted model, not a curated record